This is a messenger RNA of Strongylocentrotus purpuratus (purple sea urchin), 1272 nucleotides long. RefSeq lists its product as uncharacterized. Bases 1 to 1272 code for a protein of 423 amino acids. Gene Ontology annotation, biological process: signal transduction. The record is from RefSeq and is a predicted model, not a curated record. The transcript is spliced from 5 exons. NCBI's taxonomy places the organism in Eukaryota, Metazoa, Echinodermata, Echinoidea, Camarodonta, Strongylocentrotidae.
AUGGCAUUCAUGACGUUGGCAAAGCUUGUGAAGAAAGAAGAGGCCGACAAGCUUUCCACCAACUACACCUGUAUCGUGUCACUGCUUUCGCUGUUGGAGAAAUCUCUCGCCAAUCCUGAUCAUAAGGCAGAGAUAUGGCAAGAAGCAUCCGAUGAGAACUUUGCGAAAGCGAUUAUUGUUAAUGCAGAAGAGAUAGUUCAAUCAAUAGUUGAGCUGGCAAUCAAUGACAACAACAAACGGCUCAUAGUAAAAAAAGGAGGCAUUCCUUUCCUCGCUAAAUUGCUCCAUCGAGAUUGUUCCCUUGAGGAGAAGACUGCUGCCGCCAAUGGGAUCUGGGGACUCGCAUUUCUCAAGGAACAUAAAGAAAAACUACUGAAAAAACAGGAUAUUAUCAACAAUCUGACGGAGAAUUCCAAGAGCAAAAACGAAAAACUCCGCAAUGCCUGUAUGGGCGCUCUCUUCGAGAUCUACGAAUCCAAACUUCCCGAAGGCCUGAAGCAAAAGCAAACCACUGGGAAAGCAGAUCCCAAGUCACCGCCGAAGGAGACGUCGGCCAGUGUGAAGUCCAGUGGACACAUCAUGCUGAGCUACAAAUGGGAACACCCGUCCAAAGCUGUGAUGCGAGAGUUCAAGAUGCAGCUCAGGAAACGAGGCUACAAGGUGUGGAUGGAUGAAGACCACAUGAUGGGUGAUAAAAUCGGUGCCAUGGCAGACGCCGUAGAGAAUGCUGAUAUGAUCAUAGCUUGUAUCACACGUGGUUACCAAGAUAGUCAAGACUGCCGUACAGAAGCGUCUUAUGCUUACGAAUGCAAGAAGAAGAUUAUCCCUGUGAAGGUGAGUAAUGACUUCAAAGCUUCUGGUUGGCUAGGCGGUAUCACGGCAGGAAAGAUCUACUACAUCGUUCAGCAAGCUGAACUUGUCUCCGAGGUACUCACCAGCAUCAUCGAAAAAGAAUUCGCAGUGCAGAAAGAAACGGUCCAGAACGUGAACGCUACUCCCCCGGCCGGUCCUUCGUCCCCAGAGCUAGAAGUACCUCCAGUCAAAUCUCAAGUACUCGGAUGGGAUUCCAAGAAGGUCCAGGAUUGGCUGGCAGCUAACAACGUGACAACACGUAACAAAGCUUUGAAAACUCUCAAUGGAACCCAAUUACUGCAACUGAAGAAACAACUGGUCACAGUCCCACAAACUUUCUAUCAGUCAAUGAAAGAUGAUCUUAAGGUCCCAUAUACUGAUGUCCUAUCACUUGCUGCUGCUCUUGAAAAUCUAGAUUGA